Messenger RNA from Glossina fuscipes, 6483 nucleotides. RefSeq names its product protein encore (gene enc). NCBI's taxonomy places the organism in Eukaryota, Metazoa, Arthropoda, Insecta, Diptera, Glossinidae. The transcript has 16 exons. The record is from RefSeq and is a predicted model, not a curated record. Gene Ontology annotation, molecular function: nucleic acid binding. Bases 384 to 5615 code for a protein of 1743 amino acids.
AAAAAAGCAAAAAAAAAAAAAAAAUAAGACGAAAAAGAAUAUUUUUUCAAUUCAUGUGAUAUGUAAAACGCCUAAGCACAAGAAGAAAAGUCUAAAAUAUUUAUGAGCAAGAAAAUUAAUAAUGAAAUAUUUGUAAAUAUAUUUGGGAUAUUUUCAAAAUUCCCAAAUCGAUAUGCUUUCUGCGAGUGACAGUGAUUCAUGAAAUAUAGUAUGCAGUUUCAUUUGCUACUUUUGCCCUGGAAUACCACAAUUAUGUAUAUGUACAUAAUAAAUAUCUGUAGAUAUAUUUAUACACUUAUGCAUAUAUGAGUGCAUUAACACUUCAUAUCCAUUAAACGCCAGGAAAUGGUUAAAAUCAAAAAGGUUUUUAGGCCAUACUGAUUAUGAGUUCCACAAAGCAACACGUGGCUGUGGCUACAAAUAAUACAAAUUUGUCGAAUUCUGCCCGGCCACAAAAGGAUUAUAGUGCUGAAGAUUCAUUGGGUCGACAAAAUAGUUUUGGAAAUAGUAGGAGAGGAAACAUGAAGGGUAAACAUUUAACACGUAGUCAUGCUAUGCGUGAAUCUGCCUCGCCCCCGCGUACUCCGACGCCAAGGUCAGCGGAGACCUAUCAGGUAUCUCCGAACGGUGCAACUUUAAGUUACCCGACCCACCAACAUCAUCAAAACCAUUUAGAUGCAAACGAAAGCAAUAACAAUAAACUACAUACUCAAACGUCCGCAACUAGGGGCAACUCACCGACUAUCGAAACACCGACUGUGAUUGUGACUAGUCAACAAAAGCAACAGCCAAAUGUCUCACUCUGUAAUGAGACUGAGUUUCCAAAGCUGACGCCACCUAAAUCGAAAAGUGGCGGGGGUGGAGGAGGAGGAGGGAGCACUAAUAAUAACGGCCAACAACAAUAUCGAAAUAUUAGCGAUAAUAAUAGCAAUAACAACAAUUCUAAUAAGAAAUCUCCUGUCGAUGUAAAAGCGGUUGCACAUGCAGAGACAACCUACUGUGAUUCGCACAAAGGCAGUAAUGGUGAUGGAAAUAAUCGAGGUGCCACUAACGUCAUUAUCAAGCCCAGCGUUAGUCAAACGCAGUUUAGUACAUCAAAUGCUUCACAUGUUGGUGAACAAAAUGCAUCAGCAACUCAAGCUGAUACGAUCUACAACUCUCAUCUUAACUACCAGUUACAUCUUAACGAUGCCCAACAAGCUCAACAGCAACACGAGCCGCAAUGCAACACUUACGAUAAAGAAAUUCGUAAUCCACGUAUUGACAGUCAGAAUAGUAACAAUUCUAAUGACGAGCCAUCGUACUAUGAUCAUCAGCAACUGCAGCAACCGCAACAGCAAUCUCAUCCACAGCGAUCUGCUGGUAGCAAAAAGCAUCGUACAAAUUCAAGUUCAAAAGGUUCAAAGUCUCGUUUGAAAAACAUGAACACAAAUGGAAAUAACACAGGCAGUGGCGGAGUUGUUCCCGGUAGUAGCAUGGACGGCAGUGUUAAUAGCAGUAACAACACAUCCGGAUUCAUUUCGAGAGAAAAUUCGAACGAACAAUACACAGAUCAUGGGGGAACAGAUUUGUUAAGUUUUUUUAAGGAGACCUUAAAUAAGAACGUGAAAGAUCGCCAACUGUUAUUGAAAAUUGAGAAAGACCUAAUCGAUUUUGUUCAGGAUGGAAAUUGCGGCGAAAUGCGCUUCCCUUCAGCAUCAUCAUAUAAUCGUAUGCUAAUACAUCGUACAGCAGCCUUUUUCGGCAUGGAACACAAUGUUGAUACUGAAACGCAGCAGUGCGUUAUUGUAGCGCCAACAAAAAAUACUCGCAUCCCAGACAUUCGUUUUAGAUCACUGGUACUUAAUCAGCGAGACGAGACGCGCAAGUCCAUACUCAAACGUGAUACCCAUAGUUUUGACGAUGCUCGUCAAAGUAGCUACUUAUGCCCGGAUCGUGCCAUGUUAGAUCGCAAAGCUAAAAGUUUCGAGGAAAGGGGGGAUGAAUACGAUCGCAGUCGUCCCCGUAUAUUUAAUCGCAUGCCGAGCGAUGCUAACAGCAGUGCAGAGGAUGACAAUUAUAUAAGCUGGACAAGCUCAGUGGAGCCACAGCCCAUGCCGCGAGUUCGACACAAUGGAAAAAUGUCGAAAACACAAAAUUCGUUAGAUGUUCGGGAGAGUCGUUCUUGUAGUACGACAAUAAAAGCGAACAAUUUUGGGAAUUAUGGUUCCACGCAGUCCACAACAGUCCAUUUAUUACGAGGAGAACCAAUUAACUCUACAAAAAACAAUAACACAAGAGGAUUUCCGAAGCAGGAUACGACCGCAAACACUAAUACGCCGUGGCGCCUAUCUCCUUCCAGUAAUAGCUCUGCUUACCAUUUUGACCCGUCCAACCUAACGCCACCACAUGGUUCAAACACGGGAAACGGAAUUUAUCAUGAUAACCAAAAUAACACGCCGCAGCACCAAUCUUUGAAGAAAACGAAAGGAAAUCAAACCCAGCAAUCCCAAAAAGCAGAAUCCAGCUCAUCAUGCUCUGCUGGGGAAAAUGUAUCGGAGUCCUCGACGCAAACCUCAUCUACGGGUAUAGUUGAGGAUGGUUUAAAUAUGAACCUAGAUGGUAAUCAUCAAGAAAUUACAGAUGUUUCCAAGCAAUGUAGUGGUGAUGAAUGUGAUAAAGCAGCCAAUAGUUGUGUUAGCAUUACUACAACAAUAUCUACGAAAAAUUAUGAUCGUAUUGAAGUUCAAAAAUUUAAAAACCAAUCAACAAGUCCGAAUAUACCACUUUGUGAUAGGGAAGACGUAUCAAAAACGGAGUUCUCAAGCCAAACAUCUCAUCCGGGUCAAAGUCGUGAAACACCGCACUCGACCUGUUCCACACCUUAUAGUAAUAACGAUACCUUUCCGAAGCGUUCUUCCGAGGAGCCGAAAUCAGCAACUUGGACUCAAAGCUAUCAAGCACUCGACGGAUCAACAGUUUUCCACACCACCACAAUGUCAAAUGGUAGCACUCCGUACUGUACUGCAACAUAUCAGCAAGCGCCGGAUGGUAGUAUUUAUGCGAUACCACAAGGAAUGAUUUACGCAUAUCCUCAGCAGGUUGAGGGGGAGCUGCAAGGUUAUCUUAUGCCGGUAUAUGAUACAUCUCAACGAAUCGCUGAGCCUGCAAAUUUAAUGCAAGCUGGCACGCAAACGUUAUAUUCUACGGGCGGCACAACAACGGUGGUUCCGCUAGCUGCGUAUCCUACAACGCAGUUUGCUACAGCCAAUGGCACACAUAUAUAUCCAGGUCAAGUCAUUUAUCCUACUGAACAGUUCCCUGUAGCUGGCGCAACGUUGGCGACCACAGCUCCUAAUUCAGCUACAGGGCAGCUACAUCAAAUGCCUAUGGCCUCUUAUCCAAUUGGAUAUCCAUAUCCUUACAAUGGUUAUUGGGGCCAAACAAUGACAUAUUAUGUUCCGCAGCAUGCCAUCGCAAAUGUUGUACCUGCGACAUCAUUGUUGCCAGCAGUGCAGGUACCACCACCACCUUCAGUACCUAUAACGAAUACACAUGUUCCAGGCGCCGUAAGUUUGGGUUUGAAUGGGAACCAUGCGACGGCUGGUCCGUCAACAAAUUCUGCAAAUAUAUGUAAUGCCGUAAACAGUACUAGCAGUAAUAACACUUCUUUAUGUGUGAAUCAAACACCAGGCUCAAGCGGCUCUCAAGCGCACAUUGGUAGUAGUGGCACAACGAUUUUCGGUACAGGUCGUAUAAAACGCCCGACACCGUCGCACUAUACUAGCGGACAAAGUGGCAAUAUAUCGGUUGUCGCAGCUGCUUCAAUACCAAACGGUGCUGGGACAGCGGCAUUUCAAUUGAAUCAUCAAGUACCGACUCUUACGCUGACAGCUGCAGCACCGGGAACAUCAGCAACCUCAUCAUCAGAUCCCAGUGGAAAUGGAGCGACUCCAAGCACAGGCAUGUAUGCCUUAUCACCGCAUGCAACCAUAUUCCCUGCAAACGUGUUUUCGUAUGCAAAUGUUACAACCGCUGGUAGCCAUACAGCUGUUUCGAAUGUUGCACCAUCGGCAACUCUGAUUCCACAAUCAGCUACUGCCCAACCUAUGUCGACUGGAACGAUAUCUGCAAACGCUAACGCUACUGUUCACUCUCAUCAGCAGAACGCUAUGAUUACACCGUUUUAUCCAGCACAUCCUACAGCUCAUCCAGGCCUACACACUUCUGGGCACGCAAUUCACCCACCUGGCCAAGCAGCUAUACCUAUUGUGGAUCCAAAUUUAUUAACGAACAUUUCUCAAGGCCCUAGUAGUGCAACAUUCGCGAGAAAUGGGGGCAAUGGAAGCAACCCAUCACAAUCUACAUCCAGUACACCUCAUUCGAUACCAUCUGCACCCCCCAAUCAACAUAAUCCAGUGGUAUUUUCCACACCACCCAUAAUAGGUAGCAAUAGUGGAAAUAACUCUAACGGAGGAAACUACAAUAGCUCUUCUACACCACAAUAUUUAACAAAUUUUGAUCAACACAAUCAGGCCACUGGAGUUGGGAAUACCAGCAACACUCACUGUUCAUAUUCAUCGACAUUUGAUAAACGUAGUAAUAAUAUAAGUGUAAGCGGCAAAAAGCUGUUAGUGUUUAAUAACAACAGUUUGAAUCGGCAGAAUUCUGCUAAUUCCAGUGGCUAUAACGGUAGUGGGAAAACACCUUUGCUAACUAACAGCAUCGAUAUAGGAUCACCAUUGAGCAACAAUACGUCAGUUCGGUCGCAUGCACUUAAACGUGGUGACGGUAACGAGAAACAACAAACGUUCUUGUUAAGUGGCCCAUGCGGGUACGCAGGAAAUUCCGGUAGCAAUUGUCAAACUUCCUCUACCUCAGAUAUAGCCCCAAUUAAUACGGUUGGUAUUUCAAAGCCGCCAAUUCGUUUGAAUGCAGCUGCUACCGCCUUUCGCCAAAAAACCGUCAGUAAUGGCUCUAGUACCAAUUACCGUAAUAAUUCGACGCCACAACGCAAUUCCCCGGGCACAAACUCCAGCAGUAAUGAAAAUAGCAACAACAAUUCACCUAAUAGCAUACAAACAUGCUCAAAUGCUGCCGCUCCUAUCACAUCUGGGUGUUAUGCACCUUCGUAUAUGAUUGGCGGCAACAAUGUCAAUGAUUUGCAUUGUAACACUGCGGCAUCUUCUUUAUACUUAGCAGCUACCCGCGGAACUGGACACAUUCCACCACACUUGCAGCAUGUUGCCGCAGGUGGGGCGGCUUUAUCAACAGCAUCUCCAACAUCGGCUGUAUCUCAACAAGCUGCUACGUCUGUGCUAGGAGGUGCUGCGGCAGCUGCCGCGGCUGCCGAUGUGGCCGUUGUUGCUGCAGCGGCAACGGUCGCUCAUCACCAACCACUCUUAGGCACUUAUAAUCCAGGCACACCAGGAGUUUACUUCAAAUACGGUCAUACUUAUUUUGCCCAUCCUUCCGUAGCUUUACCAAAUAAUCGUCGCUCUCCUUCAACUGAUUUAAGACCACCAAUGGCUCAAAUGGCUAGUGUAUAUCCUGCAGUCAAUAUGAUGAUACCAGCUCAAACACGUUAUCCGGGUCGUCAUACAAAUCCAAAUUAUAAAGGCCCACGGCCUCGCUAAGCAAAUAAGAGCGUGUUAACUUUUUGCCUGCAAGACUAGUUAUGCUGGACCCCUAAGAGAGUAAUAUUAAAUCAAUCAAGUUAAACAUUAAAUCAAAGAAAGUAAACCUUGCUUCUCAGAGCGCAAAAUCAAUCAUCCAAUCAUGGUGGUUUUAGCUGAAAUUAAUACAGUCUAUAAUUAUAAUAACAUGAAUAACAGAACAUCACUAAUGAUAACAACAACUACAACAACAAUAGUAACAAUAAAAUUAUGUGCAUCUCUUCCGUUAUGCUUACAACGCAGUUUCGACGUUAGGCGAAGGUUUAACUUAUUAAUAACAAACAUUAGUCUCUUCUAAGUAGAUAGAAAACUUUGAGUCAAAAUAUGUUGAUAGGUGUGGGCAGAUCCGUUACAUGAGCAUUGCACAUAUGUAUGGACAUACGCUCAUCUAAAACAUCGGUUAUCUAGUGUAUACACAUACAUACAUAUGUAUAUAAAUUAAAAAAAGGGCAAACAACUCAAAUUCCACCCAAUGCUGUUGUAUAUAUGUAUGUAGUACUAGUGCAAUAUAUUCUUCCACUAAGUGCUGAUUGCAUUUUCAAUGUAAAAGCCUGUACAUUAUGUCCGCAUAUACCAGCAUUAUUGCGGCAAGAAAAUUCGAACAAAACACCAGAGGAUACGUACUAUAGAUAGCAUACAGAGAUGAAAGUAAAAAUUUAAACAUACGCACAUACUAUUACUAUACUAUCCAUAUGUAUGUGUGUGCAUGUAUGUGAGUAUGUUAAUAACUGCACUUUGAAUUAAGAUUCACUGUGUAAUCGUAAGUUGUUUUAAGUAGCAUAAUAAACAUUUAUUUAUUUGUCAAAUUAUUGUUAAUAUUAUUAUUUAU